Messenger RNA from Hydatigera taeniaeformis, 1152 nucleotides. Lineage: Eukaryota; Metazoa; Platyhelminthes; Cestoda; Cyclophyllidea; Taeniidae. The record is from the annotation of a GenBank genome assembly.
AGUCUACCCUCUUCACAGAAGCAGCAACAGCAGCAACAUCCGAGAGAGGCCACGAUGGAUGCUGCAGCGGCAGCAGCAGCAGCAUUCCGUUCUCAAGCAGCAAUAAACGACUCGAGGGCGUCCGAUGUCAUGCAUCGCUAUCAAGUGGCCUACCAACAACAGCAACAAUGGCAGCAGCAACUACAACAUCUUCAACGCUUUCUCCAAACAGCUACUCCAGAACAGCAACAACAGGUAAUGAUGAUGUUGUUUUCCCAGAUUCAACAGCAACAACAACGACAACAACAACAACAACAGCAAUCUCUUCAACAACCAGUGACAUCGACAAAUCGGCUUGCACAACCACCGCCAACCUUUCAUCACCACCACCAUCAUCACCAGCACCAAUCGUCAAUGCCAUCUUCCUUUGCACCACUACCACCACCGCCGGCACCACCAUCACAAUAUCGGAUGCAGAAUAGCGGAGACUAUGGCCAGCAGUCGCAACAGAGGCCAAGAGUACCGCCUUCGUCUUCUUUGGCAUCGUCCUCAUCAGCACCGUCACUGGUGUCUGUAGGGAAGGCAUCCAACUCCGCUUCUUCCACCGCAUUAUCAAAUUCCAGUCCUGGAUUCCACCGCAAUGCAUCUGUCUUUCUAUCUCAACAACAACAACAACAACAACACCAGCAACAACAACAACAACAACAGCAACAGGAAUCACAGCUACCACCGCAAAUGCAGCCAUCAGCAUGGCCUCCGGAGUACUAUACGAAUUUCAUGAACUUUUCGAAUUCAAAGUUCCCUCAGAUGACACAUUUGACUCAAUUCUUUAAAUUGUACGACGCUCCCAACCCAGCUGUUGUGGCUGCCGCUAUUGCCGCCGCAGCAAGUACAGUCGAAUCGGCGCCCCUUCGUCAUCAACAUCUUCACCAGCAAGAGCAUCAACAUCAUCUUCGUCCCGGUGGUGGCAGUAGCAGUUCUACUCAGCCCCCGCCUGCACUUCCACAACCACCGCAGUCAUCUGUUCCUGGUUCUGUGCCUGUAAGAGGUGCAAUGUCCUUCCAAGAAACAGAAACCCUCAGUGAACUGCUUCGCUUGAUAGCGCAGCAUCAUUCACCACAAUCCACUACCGGUCACCAACAUCAUCAUCACCAUCAGCAGCAACAACAGUAG